GGUGGUACAGCCAGGCAGUGAGCGGCAGAGCUUUCAAUCAAAGCUCACAGUGCGCCGCGAGCAGCCAAUCAGAGCGGCUCACACAGCACCAGCUCCCAGAACCCCCUGCGCCCCACUACCUGGGCACCCGGUCUGCCAGCCGUGUCUUCCGCCAGCACUGAUUACACAUGGCGCUCCAGGAGACUUUGGACGUUUACAAAGAUACUCUCUUAAAAUAUUUCUAUGAUCUCAAAAGCGUGGUUAACGGGAGGUUCCAAGAAGUGGAGCCAUGUCAUCUAAUCGCCUUGACCUGUGCAUCCACCUUGGCCUCUGUAUGGAUCUACCAAUUCCUCUUCCAACGUGAGAGUCUGAAAUCCAGGUGUAAAAAGCAGUUUUUCCGUAUUUUAAGAAGACUACCUUUCAUCGGUACAAAGAUCCAGAGCGAGCUGAAUAAAGCUCUAGAUGAAAUGUCUGAACGAAUGGUUGGAGAGAAUGUAGGAAUCCGCUAUGUGAAAACCCUACCUCCAACUGGUCUCAAGCAGGAACAAGUCUUGGAGAAGUUAAAGGAAUAUUCUGCCCUUAGUCAUGUGUCUUGGAAAACAGGGAAGGUUUCGGGGACAGUGUACAAUGGAGACGAUAAACUGACACAACUGCUUGUAAAGGUGUACGGAGAGUUUGCUUGGAGCAAUCCCUUACAUCCUGACAUUUUCCCUGGUGUACGUAAGAUGGAAGCUGAAGUAGUGAGAAUGACAUGUUCCUUGUUCCAUGGAGGUCCAGAUGCCUGCGGGACGGUGACAUCUGGUGGCACAGAGAGCAUUCUGAUGGCCUGCAAAGCUUAUCGAGACUAUGCGUACGAGAGGGGAAUCAAGCACCCAGAAAUCGUUGCCCCUGUCAGUGUGCACGCAGCCUUCGAUAAAGCAGCACAUUAUUUUGGAAUGAAGAUUGUACAUGUUCCGCUUGACUCCAAAACAAUGCAGGUGGAUGUAAAGGCAAUGAAAAGAGCCAUUUCUUCAAACACGGCUAUGUUAGUCUGUUCAGCUCCUCAGUUUCCUCAUGGUGCCAUCGACCCCAUUGAAGAAGUGGCGAAGCUUGCCUUGAGAUAUAAGGUCCCAUUCCACGUUGAUGCCUGUCUGGGUGGUUUCCUCAUUGUAUUCAUGGAGAAAGCUGGGUUCCCGUUAAAGCCAUUUGACUUCAGAGUAAAAGGCGUGACCAGUAUAUCUGCAGAUACACACAAGUAUGGUUAUGCACCCAAAGGAUCUUCCGUGAUCUUAUAUAGCAGCAAAGAGUACAGACACUUCCAGUUCUUUGUCGCCCCCGACUGGCCAGGCGGUAUCUAUGCAUCUCCUGUUAUAGCUGGUUCCCGUCCUGGUGGGAUUAUAGCAGCUUGUUGGGCUUGCAUGAUGCACAUUGGAGAAGAUGGCUAUAUAGAAGCCACCAAGAAUAUUAUUGAGACCGCACGUUUCAUCCAGCUAGAGUUGCGUAAGAUCAAAGAUGUUUUCAUAUUUGGGAAUCCUGAAGUCUCUGUAAUUGCAGUGGGGUCAAAGUCGUUUGACAUUUACCAUCUGUCUAAUGCUUUAACAGAGAAGGGCUGGAAUCUUAACACGCUUCAGUUUCCACCUAGUUUUCAUAUAUGUCUUACCGUGUUGCAUACAAAGCCAGGUGUUGCACAACAGUUUGUGAAAGAUGUCCAAGAGUCUGUCGCGGUUAUAAUGCAGAAUCCUGGGGCAAAAACCACUGGAGUGGGUGCCAUUUACGGGAUGGCACAAGCCAUUCCUGACCGGACCAUGGUGACCGAAAUUUCCCAAGCCUUCCUGGACUGUUUGUACACCACAGACAGCAGCUUGUCUAACAAACAAGUAAACGGUGCAUCCGGACACCACUAGGCCUUGCUUUCAUCUUCUGCUCGGUACGGUGGAAAAUAGCAGCCACACACAAGAAAAUUGCAGGGACUUGAAAACCACAGGCUGCUGAUAUAAACAUUUAGGACUUUUGUUUUAGUUUUGUUCAUACAUGUUUUCAUGCCUGUAAGCAGAAGUUCCUGUUAUCACAAUUCGUAAGGUACUUGUCAUUAAUUCUAUUGUUCUGUGGACUUUCUUCUUAAGCAGGGUAAGAGGGUUUAACCUAUUUUUAACAUUCAUACUGUGGUAACACUUUACAAAUAUUAUACAUUCCUCAUUUAAUCUGUCUGUUGGCGCCUCUCCUGAGCUUAAAACCCACGAUGUGUGCCUCCUGGGCCAGUUCCAUCAGACUUUGCCCAAGUGUGUUCCUCGUGGGUGAUAUCUAAUGCUUGUGUUUGGCAAACAGAAUAUGGUUAUUUAUUUAGCUCCGUAACCCUCCUGAGCAACGUCUGCCAACAAAAAAAAAUAUUUUCAAUUUUCCCCUUUUUUUAAAAAUGUUCUUUUCUGUCAUUUUUGUUUAAAUAUCUGAAACUUCACUCAGUUUGUCUUCUUUCUGUUUGUACUAUGAAGACAUUUUAUUUUUUUUUGUUCUGUGCUUGAUGGUUUUGUAAAAUGACUUAAUGGGCAUUCGUAUUUUGUGGCGGUCAGGGUUUUGUUUUGGUUUUGUUUUUUCUGCCAAACUUAUUUUAGUUAACUGUUUUCUUUUUUUACUGUUGGAACAAAGUCAUAGCACUAUAUACCUCUCAAAUGUUGUGUAACCAUUGUGACCUAUCCAAUCAUGGUUUUACCGCAGGUCUGAAAGAAGGUUAAAUAAGUUUUAGCACACUUUGCCAGAUUAAUUGCCAACAGCUGGUAGUUUGAAUUGAGAACUCUGUGUCUUUAUAAACAUGGCCACCAAGUGGUCCUAGUUUUGUCAGCAAAGCCUGGACUGUGUGUGCUUUGAGAACCACUGCCCUCGGCACUCAGUUAUGUGAUCUAUAAGGCAUGGUUGAAGGAGGGAAUCCGUGACCUGGGAUUUGAAAUGUCAAGAUUUGCCAGCAGUGCCUGUGCUAGUGAAUCCAUUAAAUGUUGUUCUAGGUGCCAGGACUUGAAUGGGCUCUAUUACAGAUUAACGUCUUGUUGGACUUCACUUCAAUAAGCUUAAGCACAUUAGACUUUUUUUUCCCUCUCUGUCUGCCCAUAAUCUGCAUCUCCUUGUAACCUUAGUACUUGGCCGUGUCUCCAAGGGAUAAUCGCGGAGUGAGAAAAUGUAUGCUUUGCGAUAUGUAUUUGUCCAUUAUAGUCCUAACAAUUAAAAUACACCAAGGCAACCAAUAAGUUUUGCUUGAAUAAUUGUAAUACUAUUUUUAUUCAUUAAACUAUUUGCCUUCCUGAGCAAGAUCACAAAAACAUAUGCUCAUAACCCAGUAUAUUUCUAGUAAAAAAAUGGCAAUUGGAUUUCUUUCUUCUUACUGUUGAGCUUGACAUCUAAUUUAGUGUCCUACCCAGACCAUGCCCAACUUCUUAAGAUGUAUCAUUGGGAUCUGUAGAACGUACAUCACUACUGGGGAGAAAAACCAAAAACCCUUGAUUAUUUUAUACUCUGUGGUUAGUGUUGAAUUUGAUGUUUCAGUGGUGUAACUGGUUCAAAUGAUGGUUAGUUUAUAAAUUGUUUUAGAAACUUACUGGUAUUAAAGCCACAUUUAACACCAUCCAUUCUGUCUAUAGAUGGGUUUUAGUAAGGACUUGGCUCCCAUUCUGUCUGACAAACAAGGCUAAUCUUCUAAUCCCACAGAUGAUAUGGUUCAAUCAUUGCCAUAUAGCACUGCAUGGUUUAUAUACGCAAUGCCAUUUGAUUA
This is a messenger RNA of Pelobates fuscus (common spadefoot toad), 3715 nucleotides long. RefSeq names its product sphingosine-1-phosphate lyase 1 (gene SGPL1). The transcript has 14 exons. Gene Ontology annotation, biological process: carboxylic acid metabolic process; sphingolipid catabolic process. NCBI's taxonomy places the organism in Eukaryota, Metazoa, Chordata, Amphibia, Anura, Pelobatidae. Gene Ontology annotation, molecular function: pyridoxal phosphate binding; sphinganine-1-phosphate aldolase activity. Gene Ontology annotation, cellular component: endoplasmic reticulum. The record is from RefSeq and is a predicted model, not a curated record. The coding region runs from base 168 to 1862 and encodes 564 amino acids.